UGUGAGAGAAUACAGAAAACCCUAAUCGGACCUCCCCUCCGUUCUUCUACGUCCCGUCAAGAUUGGUUGCCCUAAUCGCCCCUUCAAUAAGUUUAGGGAAGGUUUCGAUUCCGGUGGCGCAACGACAAUGGGUAGGAGGAAGAAGCUGGAGCCGAAGCUCGAUCUGGAGGAUAUGGAGGGAGCAGAGAUGCUCCCCCAGCUUAAGUCCGAGGCGGCAGCUGUCAGCAGCAGCGACGACGAAGAAGCGAACGAGGACAUGAGCCUUAAAAUCGUCGAGAAGGCGCUUCUUAUGCGCGCGGCGAAGCUUGCCCCUGCCCCUCUUAGUGGCGUCGUAUCAGGCGAUGACGACACCGAUAGCGGCGGGGCCGUCGGGUUGGGGAAAGGUGAGGCGGGUAAGGAGGAGGAGGAGGAGGAGAAGAGGAGGAGGAGGAGAGACAAGCCUACAGUGAAGAAAGUGGAAAGUCAAGAACAAAUUGCGAUUGCCCUUGAAGAAGAAGAAGAAGAAGAAGAAGAAGAAGAAGAAGAAAAUGAAGAAGAAAAGGAAGAGGCUGUUGGAGCAACAGAGGUUGUGGAAUCUACGGAUCCGAAUCCUGUCGAGGCAGCAGAUAACAUGGUGCUGCGGAAGCUUCUCCGGGGCCCAAGGUACUUUGACCCUCCAGGUAAUAGUUGGGGAACGUGCUAUAAUUGCGGUGAAGAAGGUCACGCAGCAGCAAAUUGUUCACAGAAGCGGAAGAGACCAUGCUUUGUUUGUGGGAGUUUGGAGCACAAUGCCAAAGACUGCGGGAAGGCAAACUGCUUUAUCUGCCAAAGCAGUGGCCAUAAAGCAAAGAAUUGUCCAGAGAAGAAGAAACGUAGCUCGCAGGCUGAUAAGAUAUGCUUAAAAUGUGGGAUGUCUGGACAUGAUAUGUUCCUCUGCAAGAAUGACCAUUCCCCCGAAGAUCUUAAGGAGAUACAAUGUUACAUCUGUAAGAACUUUGGCCAUCUGUGCUGUCUUGAUUCUGUUGAUACUGAAAGAAGUGAGAUAUCCUGUUACAGAUGUGGUCUGCUGGGCCACACUGGCUCGGCAUGUGGAAGGGCACGUAGUGGGAACCAAGGUGAAGCAACACCGAGUUCAUGCUACAAAUGUGGUGAAGAAGGACAUUUUGCACGAGAAUGCACAUUUAAGGUGAGCACUAGUCUUCGUGAGAGAACCCGAGGUGAAGCAACAGCAAGUUCAUGCUACAAAUGUGGGCAAGAAGGACAUUUUGCUAGAGAGUGCACAUUUUCAACCAAGCUCAGCACCAGUUUACCAGAGCGAAGUCAAGGGGAUGCUACACCAAGUUCAUGCUAUAAAUGUGGACAAGAAGGACAUUUUGCUCGAGAGUGCUACUCUGCAAACAAGUGGGGCAGUGGUUUACGUAACGGAUACCAUGAUGAAGCAACACCAAGUUCAUGCUACAAGUGUGGGCAAGAAGGACAUUUUGUGAGGGAGUGCAAAUCCUCGGCCCAGUUGCGCAAGAGAAAUCGAGAACCAUCAACACCGGUUUCAAGGUUUUACGAUCAAGAUAUGGACUACUCAGGGUUGAACUCUCCUAACAAUUCUAAAAAGUUGAGUAAGAAGAAAAAGAAAAAUGACACUGAUGGUAGCACAGCAAAGUCACACAAAAAGAAACAAAGAGGCGGGUGGAUCAGUGAGAUCCCGGAAUCACCCAAUAUCAAAAAGUCCACGAAGAACAAUGGUAGGGUCUCUCCUGCAGCACCAUCUAAUGGUAGUGGCCGGAAUCUUUACUCUCCGUCUCCGAAGAAGCUGCUGAAUUCUCAGUAUGGAGAUGCUUCCGAGCCCAGAUAUUCAGCUUCGAGGUUCAGUAACUCAAGAAGUGACUCAAUAAGGAGAAGAUAUGACUGGUGGUAGCGAGAAGCAGUUCUAUGUAUCAGAUGGGGUAGCCAUUGUAGACACAGGAGACCACUAUAAUAGCUCUUGGGUCGCCUUUUGUCCUGGGAAGUGUGAGCAGCUCCACUACAGCUGAUCAUUAAAUUAUUUGAAACUCAUCGAGUAGUUGGUCCGAUCCAGCUUAGCUGGUUCAUUCUUUGGCCUGGAUAAAUUCGCCUGCUGGUUUGGGAUGACAAAGUAGUUUACGAUUUUGUUUGGAGAUAUUUAUACUGUAUCUGGGGGAUAUCCCUGAGGAUGGUCCCGCUCGUUUGGAUGAUCAAGUGGCGACUUUGCAUUCCGGAAUGCAGCAGCUACCUGGCCUCCUCUUUGUUGUACACUUGCAGAUGCAGUCCUGCAAGAGUUAACUUUCUAUUCUGGUCUUUCAAAUUUAUAGAGCAUAAAUGUUGAUUUAUUCAAGUUGUUUUGUCUUA
Punica granatum (pomegranate) is the source of this 2340-nucleotide messenger RNA. Lineage: Eukaryota; Viridiplantae; Streptophyta; Magnoliopsida; Myrtales; Lythraceae. The record is from RefSeq and is a predicted model, not a curated record.